Molecule: messenger RNA, 1011 nt
Organism: Colletotrichum graminicola M1.001
Lineage: Eukaryota; Fungi; Ascomycota; Sordariomycetes; Glomerellales; Glomerellaceae
Exons: 2
Coding region: 1-1011 (336 amino acids)
Source: RefSeq, a predicted model, not a curated record
AUGGCUCCCAUGGCUAGACCACAGGCCAUCUUCCACAAGCCUUCGGGAUCUACCGUAUCAUCACCCGACAAUGACGACCUUGCUCGUGUGAUCGUCGGCCGCGGAGAGAGGACGAAGGAGUUUCGGGUCGACAAGCAGAAACUCAGCAACGCCGCCCCCUUCUUCGAGAACAAGCUGGACGCCAAACCGGCCGGCCUCGUCAAGGUAUCGUCCAACCAGUCGCCGGUGCCCGUAUGGCUGCCGCAGCAAAAGUCGACCAUCCACCUCCCGGACGAGUCGGCCUCCAUGUUCGAGCUCUUCGUCGUCUGGCUCCACCAACCCGACGGGUUCCGACGACACCUCGACGACAAGAUCACCCUCGUCAGCGACGCCCCGGGUGUUCCCUCCCAGCGUUUGCACUGGGCGCUAGUCCGCCUCCAUAUCUUCGCCGCCGAACUCGGCAUGCACCACCUGCAGGACUUGGCCAUGGACGGGCUGCAGGACAUUUACCUGCGCUGCGACUGGGACGUCACGCCGCGGUUCGUUCAGUUCGUGUACGAGCAGUGCGACGCCGAGACGUCGAUUCGGCUCCGGCGGUGGACGGUGGCCAUGGUCGCCUGGUCCAUCGCUGGGGGCCCCUCGUCGAUGAGGGAGGAGGGCGGGCUCGAGCGGUUCCGAGAGAUGUUUGAGAGGUUCCCCGACUUCGCCGCCGAGUACACGUCGCACCUGCGCAAGAUGAAGUCGAGCAAGCUCGACACGCGCAUCAAGAACCCGCAGCUGCGGAUCCCGGCCAACAAGCUCCGCAACGAGGAGAGGCAGUUUGGUUUCAGGCAAUGCUCGUUCCAUAGCCACCGCGCGGCCGUCGGCGAGCGGAGGUGCCCCCACACCACGGCCAGCAGGGAGCUGGAUAACUUCCUCCUGGUGCCGCUGGUCAUGGAGCUCGCACCGACGCCGAGCCGCCACCACCACGGCCGCGACGCGCCGCAGCUGCUACACCACAUGAGCACGGCUCACGCAGGGCAGGUAUUCUGA